Triplophysa dalaica is the source of this 963-nucleotide messenger RNA. RefSeq names its product histamine receptor H2b (gene hrh2b). The record is from RefSeq and is a predicted model, not a curated record. The transcript is spliced from 2 exons. Gene Ontology annotation, biological process: adenylate cyclase-activating adrenergic receptor signaling pathway. NCBI's taxonomy places the organism in Eukaryota, Metazoa, Chordata, Actinopteri, Cypriniformes, Nemacheilidae. Gene Ontology annotation, cellular component: membrane. Gene Ontology annotation, molecular function: G protein-coupled receptor activity. Bases 1 to 963 code for a protein of 320 amino acids.
AUGAUGUCCACUGUCUUGCGCUGGGUGGUCCUGUUGGCCUUCAUCUCUCUGACCAUUUGUGGAAACGUUCUGGUCUGCUUGGCUGUGGCCACUAGCCGACAUCUCCACCGAAUCAAUAGCUGUUUUAUUAUAUCCCUGGCCGUGGCGGACUUGCUGUUGGCCUUGCUGGUUCUACCAAUUUCUGCCAUGCUGGAAUUACGCAAUGGGAGAUGGCCUCUGGGGGGAGUGUUUUGUAAUGUUUACAUUUCUCUGGAUGUGAUGCUGUGCACUGCCUCCAUUCUUACUCUGCUGGCCAUCAGUGUUGAUCGGUAUCUUGCAAUCUCAAGCCCACUCAGCUAUCCCAGGAGAGUCACGCCGUCACAUGUGGCGAUCACUCUGACAGGGAUAUGGAUGUUCUCCAUGGCUGUGUCUUUUCUACCCAUUAACCUAGGCUGGAACACACCUGACUUCAUAGUGCAGAACCUAAACUGGAAGAUGUGGGAUGAGGGAGAGGAAGGCAGGACCUGCCGCUAUGAAUGGAAUAACAAAUAUGUGCUGCUGUUCUCCAUUGGCAUCUUCUACUUCCCUCUACUGGUCAUGUGUGGAGUUUAUCAUCGCAUAUUCUGUGUUGCACGAGAGCAGGUGUGUCGUAUCCGGGCAGCCACUCCAUCAUGUGCUCAAUCUGCAGCAGCUGUUCGGGAACACAAAGCCACAGUGACCCUGGCCUCAGUGCUUGGUGCAUUUGUCCUCUGCUGGUUCCCCUAUUUUACCUACUUCACAUACAUAGGCAUGUGGAGGGAGACUCAUCCGUCCGAUCUCAGCCACUCUGUGGUUCUUUGGUUGGGAUACCUCAACUCUGCAUUGAACCCCAUUCUGUACCCAGCACUAAAUCGAGAUUUCCGUCAGGCAUAUGGCCAGCUGCUUCACUGCAAUUGGACUAAAAUAUUGAGAAUAUUAAGUUCAAGGCAAAAUAGCAUAAUGUAA